Messenger RNA from Gadus morhua (Atlantic cod), 4278 nucleotides. It is a transcript of the gene rbpjl, whose product is annotated as recombination signal binding protein for immunoglobulin kappa J region-like. The coding region runs from base 268 to 1887 and encodes 539 amino acids. Gene Ontology annotation, biological process: regulation of transcription by RNA polymerase II. The record is from RefSeq and is a predicted model, not a curated record. Gene Ontology annotation, molecular function: RNA polymerase II cis-regulatory region sequence-specific DNA binding; DNA-binding transcription activator activity, RNA polymerase II-specific. The transcript has 13 exons. Gene Ontology annotation, cellular component: nucleus. Lineage: Eukaryota; Metazoa; Chordata; Actinopteri; Gadiformes; Gadidae.
ACGGCAUAUUGGGUUUGGUCGUCUUCUCUUCACCAGAUGCCUGUCAGAAGGUAGACAAGCUGAGCUCACCUUAAAGCUUCUCUUGAUUAGUUUGAUAAAUCGAUCAAUUAGUCAGAUAGAUAUUGUGUAUGGUGAGGACCUAGAGCAUCAACAGGGGAGCAGGUUGAAUUCUUUAUUUUCUAUUUGUCGUUCUUCUCCUCUGAGACAGAAGCAUCAGAUGACAGAAUGACGUCGGGUGCAUGUCAGCAGUAACCCCUUGGGUGAGGGAUGGAAGAGUUCUGCCUUCCAGACGGUGAGGAAGCAUCGCAAAGGCAUCACCGAGAAGAGGAGCCGAUAGAUGCACAUCACCUCUACCCCUUCGGCUCCCCGGUCCCGUUCCACACCCUCACUCACCUGGGAUCGGUGACCAAUGGACCAGAAGCACCAAAGACGUCCGGGUGGGCCAGACUUGAGCUGGGGUUCCAGGGAUGUCAGCAGCCAAUCACAGCCAGGGAGCCCGGUAACGCCCCCUCAGACCAGACCAUCACCAUCCUACACGCCAAGGUGGCACAGAAGUCCUAUGGCAACGAGAAGCGGUUCUUCUGUCCUCCUCCCUGCGUCUACAUCAGCGGUCGAGGAUGGAGGCUUAGGCCUGACGACACCAAAGCACCUGGCUAUGGGGACAGCCGAUACGGUCUGAUUGGCUACAUGUGCCUCGAUAGCUCCGCCAACUCCCUGGACGACACCUUCAAACUAGCCUUCGAUGACCUCACCAACCACAGGAUGUUUGCCAGUGCCAAGUCCCUGUACAUCUCAGACCAGGACAAGAGGAAGCACUUCCGUCUAUUGCUCCGCCUCUUCUUGUCUGGACAGGAAGUCGGUUCCUUCCAGAGCAGGAUGAUCAAAGUGAUCUCUAAACCUUCCCAAAAGAGACAGUCCAUGAAGAACGCCGACUUGUGUAUCUCGUCCGGCUCCAGGGUCGCGCUGUUUAACCGGCUCCGCUCCCAGACCGUCAGCACACGCUUCCUGUCAGUGGACCGGCACGCCGCGGUGGCCAGCAGCCGCCAGUGGACUGCCUUCACCAUCACCCUGGUACAGGGUCUGGACCAGGGAGACUAUAUUCUGAGUGAGGGCUUCAUCUGCUACAGCUCUGUGGUCAAGCUGGUCUGUACUGAGACUGGAGUAGCCCUACCACCCAUGGUGAUCCGUAAGGUGAACAAGCAGCAUGCCAUCCUGGAUGUGGACGAACCUGUCUCGCAGCUGCACAAGUGUUCCUUCCAGUUCAGAGAAGAGGCACACUCCUACCUUUGCCUCUCCAACGACACCCUGAUACAGCACCAGGGCUCCUUCUCCUCCAAUGACCCAGGCCGGGUGGUGCUGAGCGACGGCUGCUGUUGGACCAUCAUUGGUGUGGAAGCGGUGGAGUUCUCCUUUAACCAGAACCUUGCUCCCCUCCACUCCCUUGUCAGCCCUGUUCCUGUCAUCACCGGCCUACAGGUGAGUGGAGGAGGUCAUGUUGCUACUCUGGAGGUCCAGGGAGAGAACUUCACUCCUCAUCUGAAGAUCUGGUUCUCCUGCCAGGAGUCAGAGACCAUGUUUAGGUCACCUAAGUCCAUGCUGUGCGUCAUUCCGGACGUCUCUGUGUUCGGCGAGUCCUGGCGUUGCAUGCGCCGGGUCAUCACCGUGCCGCUGUCUCUGAUGCGGUCGGACGGUCUCAUCUAUCGCUCUUCCUACAGCUUCACCUACACCCCCGAGCUCCAACCACCUCCUCCUGCCCGAGGAGCAGGAGGAGCAGGAGGGAGGAGGAAGGAUGGAGGGAUGGAGAGAGUAGAGGAGGAUGAUGCACUACUCGAAUCCAUCCAUCAGGAGUUCACUAGAGCUAACUUUCACCUGUUCAUGCAGAGCUAGCUAAUAAACACCAAAAAACAUGGUAAAGUCUAGCUCGCCGUCAGCUAACUAUCUAACAGCAUGCUAAAUGCUAGCUAGCUGGCUGAAAGCUUACUAGCUAGUUAGCCAGCCUGUUCACCUCUUUUAUCUGGGAGAUAUCAGGAAGAAGUAAGAACUGAGGCACUAAGGCACUUGUCUUUGGUGACCAUGUAACCAGUGUUUGGUGACCGGUGUUUGGUGACCAAUGUAACCUGAGUUUGGAGACCUUGAUUACCAGUGUUUGGAGACCUUGAUUACAAGUGAUUGGAGACCUUGAUUACCAGUGUUUGAAGACCUUGAUAACAUUGGCAUGCUUUGAGAUAGGUUAUAAAAGUCAGACAUUUGUAUCAGACCAUGUUUAAGUAUUCCAAUUGACUCUAAUUUGGUGGGGAAACAUAAUUUAUGAUAAUAUAAAUAUAUACAAAUAUAGAUCGAUGUAUUAUUUAAUUGUUGAAAGCCGGAUGAAAGAGGAAUGCAUAGGCCUAUUGAACUAAGAAUACCAUGUUGUGUUCCCAGACUAUCGAGAAAACCAAUACACGGGAAAGACUAAUCUGGCAUAAUCCAACUCAUGCACCUCACCCCCCUUCAACCGCAUCCCUUUGAAGACCGGCUGCUCUUUAAUUUAAUAUGAAACAGAACAAAGGAAAGCAUCAACUGAACCAAAAGACUGAAUGUCGACCCAAAAACGAAUGCUGUUAGCACCACAAGACUGCCAACACCGAGACAACGGUCUUGUUUGCUUUCAUUAGGGUUGACGUUCAUAUCAAUUUAUAAUGAAGAACAAAAAAAAAUAUUUUAGAUGAAAUGUCUUGUCUCUUGUGGUUUGUAUUUAUGUGUGUGCAUGCUUCUCUGCACGUGCGUGACUGUCCAUGUGUGUGUGGGUGUUUCCCAAGUGUGUGCUUGUGUUUGUGCGCGUGCGUGCAUGUGAGUGCUUGCAUGUGGGUCAAAUCGGUUGUCCCUCCACUGCACUCCACCCCAGAACCCCUGUGAGCCAGACAGACCCGGACUUCAAACCCUCACCCCUGACCUUUGACCUAUGACCCGACAGUCAACAGCCUGUAGACAGUGCUUUUCUCUUCACCAGCACCAGAAGGGUCUUUCCAGGUUAGUGCUGCAGCACUGAUCAGCACACAGUAUCCUGUAUGAAGAAACCAAAAGAUUUUGUUUAAAUCACUCACUUGUGAUGCUAGUUACGCUAGCAUCACAAGUGUUUCAUUUUAAAUGUAACGGUAACAUUAAUGUUAAGGUUAAUAGAGGUGCAGCUUAAACCUGAGUGAUUCGGAUCACAUGACCAUGACGCUACCUUCACCAUCUCUCUUCUCCCCUCAGUCUCUCUCCUCAGUAGCCGCUCCUCAGAGUGGAACAGUCCAACUCAUACCUCCUCCUCCUCCCCCUCUACCUUCUCCUCCUCUUCCUCCCCCUUCCUUCUCUGUUUCCUCCUCCUCCUCCUCCUCUCUCCUCCUGGUACGACUACCAGGAGUAAGGUGGUCUAAUCUCUGUCAUGGGGUCCAGACUCCAAAAACGGGCUCACGCGGCCUAUUUUCUUCUUAACCCUCCUACUCCUCCCUCCUCCCCCCUCCAUCUCUCUCCUCCCCGCUCUCUCCCACGCCUCCUCCCCUCCUCUCCCUCCUCCUUCUUCAUCACCCCAUACCUUCAUACUUUCUCUCCUCCGUCCUCCCACAGUAUGAAAAGCUUCAAUCUUCGGCUAGUUUCCAUGGAAAUACACAAUUUCUCCACCCAGCACUCCUCAUUCUACGGCCAAAUUAUCCUCAAAACUACAGUACUAGAGUAGUAGCGCUACCGCACUGCACUGCUAAAGUAGUAUAGCAUACAAACUACAGUACUACACAGCGUAUAUAAACUGUGUGUAUGUGUGCGUGAUUGUGCACAAGGUUAUGUGUAUAUAUGUGUAUCAGUGUGUGUCGGGACCCCUGGUUUGGUCCUCUCCGUGUGUGUGAGGGGCCCGUCUCCCCGGGGCCUCUGGCAUAGAUUACAGUGGAAUAUAAAGGUUCCCACUGUCCUGACUCUCCACCAAUCACAUCGCAGCUCCCAGCCCUCCCGGUCAUUCAGCACCUCACCAUCACCAUGAUGGACAGGAGGAGGGGGGGGGCGGGGGGGGGGGGGUAAAGACUGAGGGUAGGAGGAUCACACUGGACUCCACUGUUAACAUAAAACACACAAGACAGCCUGAAUGUUGGAAAUGUCAGUUAAUGUCGGGAUAUGGGUUUGAUGUUGGGGUUCAUCUCGAUUUGGGGCAAAUGAGGAUAAAUUGUGGAUAUUGAUGUCGAUAUUCUGGAUUCCAUAUUUCAAUGUAAAUAUUUCACUGUAAAAUGUAAAAGUGUCUCAUGAAUUACUAAACUGUAAAAUAGUAAA